Molecule: messenger RNA, 351 nt
Organism: Paramuricea clavata
Lineage: Eukaryota; Metazoa; Cnidaria; Anthozoa; Malacalcyonacea; Plexauridae
Source: the annotation of a GenBank genome assembly
AUGGCAUUUAAUACUACCAAAUGCAAUGUUCUUCGAAUUACGAGACGACAAACACCUAUUAUUUUCGACUACAAACUUCACGAUCGCGCUCUUGAAGCUGUAAGCAUCACCAAGUAUCUCGGAAUACAUCUUUCUGAAGAUGUCAGAUGGAAUGAGCAUGUGAGAAACAUCUCAAAUAAAGCCAAUAAGACACUGGGCUUUUUAAAGCGGAAUCUACGACACUGUUCCGCAUCUAUGAAGGAGAGGGCAUAUAAAGUCCUGGUACAACCAACAGUUGAAUACUGCUCUUCUGUAUGUGACCUAUACACAGCCAUGAACAUCAGACAGGUGGAGAUAUAUUGGGAGGGUUAA